Brettanomyces nanus is the source of this 4341-nucleotide messenger RNA. RefSeq lists its product as uncharacterized. Gene Ontology annotation, biological process: transmembrane transport. The transcript has a single exon. Gene Ontology annotation, cellular component: plasma membrane. Gene Ontology annotation, molecular function: ABC-type xenobiotic transporter activity; ATP hydrolysis activity; ATP binding. Lineage: Eukaryota; Fungi; Ascomycota; Pichiomycetes; Pichiales; Pichiaceae. The coding region runs from base 1 to 4341 and encodes 1446 amino acids. The record is from RefSeq and is a predicted model, not a curated record.
AUGAGUCACUCUAAUAUUCCUAAAGUGACAAAUCUUCCAGGAAGAAAGUUAUUUGCUCUUUCACUCUCGAAAAAAUGUAAGACCUACAAAUGGCCCCAAGAGGAUAUAGAGGAUCGUGUGGCCAGUGAUUCCCGGAUUAAACCUCAGAAACGGCUACUUACUCCUUUUCUGUUCGAUAAAUCCAUCACUCCUAUUCCUAAGGACGCAAGUGAGAGAACCGAGUUUCCAUUCAGAAAUACAAACUUCUUUAGUGAAAUUUUAUUUGAAUGGUGCGUUCCUAUUAUGAGAAUUGGUUAUCGAAGAACUUUAGAACCUGAAGAUAUGUAUGCCAUCUUUCCUGGCUCUCGUUAUGACGUACGAGUGAAAUCGAAAACAUUUGUUUCCGCCUUUUAUAAGAGGAAAGCAGAAGCCGAAGAGAUGUAUCUUCAUUUUGAGGGUCUUGAAUCUACAAAGGAGAAUCGAGAAGGACUUCGAAAUGAUAAGCAUUUUAAGUACCCAAAGAAUCUUGUCUUAAAAGCUUUGUACGACACUUUCAAAUAUGAUUAUGUCACUGCAAUAUUUAUCAAGAUGAUGGCAGAUAUAGCCACAGCCAUGAAUGCCUUACUUGUGAGGGCUUUGAUUUCAUAUAUCAGUAGGGCGGCAUCAGGUGAGCACGUUGGUGCUGAAGGUUAUGGUUAUGCCGUUGGUAUAUCUGCCAUUGUUAUGUUUUGUGGUUUAUGCUUUGCCAGAUAUUUUCACGACUCCGCUUUUUGCGGUGCAGAAAUCAAGGGUAUCUUAACGAAGGUUUUGUUGGACAAAUCUUUCAAAAUGGAUAGGGCUUCUAGAAGUAAAUAUCCACCUUCUUCCGUAACUUCAUUCCUUGGAAAUGAUUUAUCGAAAAUUGAUUUGGCUGCCAAUUUCUUUGCGUUUGUUACAAAUUUACCGGUUGGCUUAGCUAUCACCAUCGUUCUUUUAGCCGUAAACUUGGGUGGAUCUGUUCUUGUCGGUGUUGCCUGGUUUAUUAUCGUCACAAUAGCAAUUACCUUUUCCACAAAAUUGCUAAUGAAAUUGCGUGUCAAGACAAACGUUUCCACAGACAGGCGUAUAAGAUAUGUGAAGGAGGUUCUCGGUAGCAUAAAGAUUAUCAAAUAUUAUGCUUGGGAAAUCCCUUACUCUCAAGUGCUUGCUCAAUUCCGUCGUUCUGAGAUGUCAAGAAUAUUGCAAAUACAGUUCAUAAGAAACAAUCUCACUGCUCUGGCCGUCACUUUACCCGGUGUUUCUGCUAUGAUUGGAUUUCUUGUUAUGUAUGGUGUCAGCGGUGGAUUGAAAAGUCCUGCUCAGGUGUUCUCAUCUUUAGCAUUAUUCAAUAUUCUAACUGGUCACGUUGCAAUGUUUCCAACGGCUCUUACCACGGCCGGUGAUGCAUUGGUCGCUUUUCACCGAGUUCAGCUGUUCUUACUAGCUAACGAUGAGUUGCCAGAUCCAGAAUAUCAUGAAGAGGCUAUAGAUUUAGAAAAUAAGGAUGCUAUCAGUGUUGAUCAUGGUUGUUUCACUUGGGACCUGCAUAAUGAAUUGUUACUCUUGUCUGCGGCAACAACCGAGGAUCAGGGAACUGAACACAAGCAUACCCCUACAGAAGAAAAGCAUGAUCCGUCUGAUGAUGUUGAUUACGGCUCGGAUACUAUUGAUGAUGGCUCGAAUAUAGUUGAUGAUGGUAUGUCUUUCCAUGGUUUACGAAAUAUCAACUUACAUAUUAGACAUGGUGAGUUUGUCGUCGUCACGGGCUCUAUUGGAUCAGGUAAAUCUUCAUUACUAUCUGCUAUCAAAGGCGCUAUGCCAAGGUCUAAUGGAUCAAUCACUAUUUCUGGAAAUGUCACACUAUGUGGAUCUCCAUGGAUCCAGAAUACUACCGUGCGCGAUAAUAUCUACUUUGGUAACGAUAAGAAUUUUGAUAAGUACGAGGAGAUAGUUGAGGCUUGUGCUUUGGUCAGCGACUUUGAUAUUUUACCGGCGGGAGAUCUAACAGAGAUUGGUGAAAGAGGUGUGAACCUUUCUGGUGGUCAAAAGGCAAGAAUAAAUCUUGCUCGUGCUGUUUACAACGUCUACGGAGUUUCAGAGAACAACAUUAUUUUAUUUGAUGAUGUCUUGAGUGCUGUUGAUGCUAAAGUUGGCAAACAUAUCAUGAAUAGCUGCAUGCUUGGCUUAUUGAAAGACAAAACCAGAGUCUUGGCCACCCAUCAAUUAUCUCUUAUUGGCUCUGCUGAUAGAAUUAUUUUCAUGAAUGGUGAUGGCACUGUUGAUGUUGGUACUAGAUUAGAGCUUAUCUCCAGGAAUAAUGCCUUCGCAGAGUUAAUGCAAUUUCAAAUGGAGAAGAGCGUUUCCAAAGGAAGUAGUACAAACGGCAUUGAAGAAACACAGCUCGAAGAAGAGGAUAGUGACUAUGCGGAUGGAGAAGAAGAGGAUCUUAAAGUUAUUCGUCGUCAAACGACUACCAAAGAAUACGAAGAAGAGAGAAAGGGCAGAUUAAUCAAAAUUGAAACUCGUAAAGUUAACUCCAUUCCAAUGUACAUUGUUUUGGCUUACAUUCGUGAGGGAUGUGGCAAGUUUGGUAUGAGAUUUAUGAUUCCAAACUUGAUAUUGAGUAUCACAUUCACAACUUUCUGCAUGCUAUUCCAGAAUGUCUGGUUGUCCUUUUGGACCAGCAAACAGUUUGGGCAGAGAACUGACGGCUUUUAUAUUGGCCUUUAUGUGAUGUUCGCUUUUCUUUUUGUCAUCUGUGCUGCCUGGCAGUUUUGCACAAUCGUCUAUCUUUGUAACAACGCUGCUAAGAACUUGAACAUUAAGGCCAUGAAACGUAUUAUGCUUGCUCCCAUGGAAUAUUUUGACACCACUCCUAUGGGUCGUAUUCUUAAUAGAUUCACUAAGGAUACCGAUACAUUGGAUAACGAAAUUGCCGAGCAGGCUCGUCUUUUUUGUUUUGGUAUCGGUAAUAUGUGGGGCAUCUUGAUUAUGUGCUGCAUCUAUUUACCAUACUUUACCAUAGCCAUUCCAUUCAUUAUUGCUUGGGUGAUUGGAUGCUUUUCAUACUAUCAGUCUAGUGCUCGUGAAAUUAAGAGGAUUGAAGGCAUCAAACGAUCUGAAGUGUUUUCCAACUUUGAUGAGGUGUUGCAAGGCUUGGAAACAAUCAAGUUUUACAAUGCUGCUCCCAGGUUCUUAAGAAAAAGUACCAGUCUUAUUAACAGUAUGAACGAGUCGUAUUUGCUUGCCAACUCGGUGCAGCGUUGGUUAGCUGUUCGGUUGCAUAUGUGCUCUGCUUUUGUCAAUCUUCUCAUAGGAAUUCUUGCUGUUAGUAGAGCUUUUCCUAUUAGUGCGGCAAAUUCUGGUUUGUUGGUGUCGUACCUUGUUUCGUUCAGUAUGCAAUUGAUUUCUACUUCACGUUCUAUGGGUCAACUCGAACAGUACUUGAGUUCCGUAGAAAGGCUUUCUGAGUUUGCAUUUGAGCUUCCGCAGGAGAAAGCCUAUCAUUCAUCAAAGGAAUUACUUCCACGGAAGAGUUGGCCAGAGAAAGGAGAGAUUACAUUUAAGAAUGUUUAUUUGAGAUACCGACCUGAAUUGCCUUAUGUCUUGAAGGACUUGACUUUGCACAUAAAUUCAUGUGAGAAGAUAGGUAUUUGCGGUAGAACAGGGGCCGGAAAAUCGACAAUUAUGACAGCUCUUUACAGAUUGAGUGAGCCAGAAAAAGGUGAAAUCGAAAUAGAUGGAGUCAAGACUUUAGAUAUUGGAUUAUAUGACCUUCGUUCGAAGCUCUCUAUUAUUCCUCAGGAUCCAGUCUUAUUUCGUGGUAAUAUCAGACAAAAUUUGGAUCCGUUUGGUCAGCGAGAUGAUGCGACAUUGUAUAAAGCUUUAGUCACAGCGGGCUGUAUUGCUUCUGAGGACCUCGAAAAAGUCAUCUCGGAGCGACCAGACCACCCAGAAGGGUUACACAAGUUUCAUUUGGAUAGCUUUGUGGAAGACAAUGGUGAGAACUUUUCACUUGGACAGCGACAAGUGUUGGCCUUGUGUCGUGCUUUGGUUAAAAACACGAAAAUCCUUAUCUUGGAUGAGGCCACUUCGAGUGUAGAUUAUGAGACAGAUGCAAGAAUUCAGAAGACAAUCUCUACAGAAUUUGCUGAUUGUACUAUUCUCUGCAUUGCCCAUCGCUUAAAAACUAUUGUGAACUAUGAUAGGAUUCUUGUUAUGGACAGGGGAGAGUUGAGGGAAUUUGAUACCCCAUGGAAGCUUUACAACGAUAAGGAGACUAUUUUCCGUUCUAUGUGUGAUAAGUCCGGAAUUAAUUCUUCUGACUUGGAAGAGAAAUACUAA